AUGCGAUACUCCGAGGAAGACUACCGCUGCUUCGACAGGAUGUGUACACACGAGACGGAGGAGGCCGCGCAGGUGGAGGUGGCCGGAUGGUCGCGUCGCUCCACUGAAACGGUUUUCAGUGAAGAUAUACGUUCCAGCUUAUAUUUUGUCAAUGCAUCUGUGCAAGAGGUAGUGUUCGCCAGCACCACAGGGACGUCGGUGCCCUGUCCCGCUGCAGGCGUGCCCCCCGUCUCGCUGCGCUGGUACCUGGCCACCGGCGAGGAGAUCUAUGACGUGCCAGGGAUCCGUCACGUGCAUCCCAAUGGCACCCUCCAGAUCUUCCACAUCCCCCCUUCCAGCUUCUCCAAACUCAUCCACGACAACACCUACUAUUGCACAGCGGAGAACCCCUCAGGGAGAAUCAGGAGCCAAGAUGUUCAUAUUAAGGCUGUCCUACGAGAGCCCUACACUGUUCGUGUGGAGGACCAGAAAGCCAUGAGAGGCAAUGUGGCGGUCUUCAAGUGCAUUAUCCCUGCCUCGGUGGAGGCCUACAUCACUGUUGUGUCUUGGGAGAAAGACACAAUGUCAAUCAACGCUGAGAUGUCGCGGUUUCUCAUCACAUCCACGGGGGCCCUGUACAUCCUGGACGUGCAAAUGGAAGACGGACUGUACAACUACAGGUGUAUGACGCACCACCGAUACACAGGAGAGACCCGGCAAAGCAAUAGCGCCCGUCUCAUCGUCUCUGACCCCACCAACUCAGCGCCCCACAUCCUGGACAGUUUCGAGCGUCGUGAGGUUAUGGCGUCCCAUCGGGUGGAGCUGCCUUGCAAGGCCUCUGGUCAUCCUGCGCCGAAGUACCGCUGGCUGAAGGACAACCGGCCGCUGGAGCCUGACACACGCUUCAGACAGAGUGUGACGGGUCUGCUGAUAGAGCGGGCCCAGUCCGGCGACACGGGGACGUAUGUCUGUGAGGUGUGGAAUGGCUACGGCAAUGCUGAGGUGGUUGGCAGGCUGCAGGUCAAAGAGCCUUUGAAGGCAGUGGUGAGCCCACGGAAGGUGAAAGGCAGCGUAGGGAGCCAGGUCUCCCUGUCCUGCAGCGUGACCGGCUCUGAAGAGUACCAGCUCUCCUGGUACCGCAACGGAGAACUCAUCUACCCUGGGAACAGCGUGCGCAUGACCGGACAGAACCGCGAGAACCUGGUGAUGGCUGGCAUGGCCAAGAGCGACGGAGGAGCCUAUCAGUGCUUCGCCAGACACGGCAAGAUGUCCGCCCAGGAUUUCGUUCAGGUCAUCCUGGAAGAUGGCACCCCCAAGAUCCUGACCUCUUUCAGCGAGAAGGUCUUCAACGUCAACGAGUUCGUUUCGCUUGCGUGCACGGUGAAGGGGACGCCGGAGCCCAGGGUGACGUGGACGCUGGAUGACGAGCCCGUGGUGAGGGACAGCCGCCACCGCAUCUCCCACUACACCAACGCAGAGGGCAAUGUGGUCAGCCACGUGAACAUCAGCCAGACCCAGGUUCCCGACGGAGGCGUCUACCGCUGCAUCUGCAACAACUCGGCGGGCACUGUCUCCUACCAGGCGCGAAUAAACGUAAGAGGGCCUGCCAGCAUCCGACCGAUGAGAAACCUCACUGCCAUCGCAGGGCGGGAUAUGUACAUCCACUGUCGAGUCAUUGGCUACCCGUACUAUUCUAUCAAGUGGUACAAGGACUCCAACUUGCUGCCGUACAACCACCGGCAGCGGGCGUUCGAGAACAACGGCACGUUGAAGCUGUUCGACGUGCAGAAGGAAGUAGACGAGGGCGAGUACACGUGCAACGUCUUGGUGCAGCCUCAGCUCUCCACGCACCAGAGCGUCCAUGUCAGCGUUAAAGUUCCACCUACCAUCCACCCCUUCGAGUUCCCUCGGUUUUCCAUCGGCCAGCGGGUGUUCAUCCCCUGCGUGGUCAUGUCCGGGGACCAGCCCGUCUUCAUCACCUGGCAGAAAGAUGGCCGACCGAUCCCCGCCAGCCUGGGCGUCACCAUAGACAACAUAGACUUCACCAGCUCACUCCGCAUCUCCAACCUCACGCUGCUGCACAACGGCAACUACACCUGCAUCGCUCGCAACCAGGCCGCCGCCGUCGAGCACCAGAGCCAGCUCAUCGUCCGAGUCCCUCCCAAAUUUGUGGUCCAGCCCAAGGACCAGGACGGCAUCUAUGGCAAGGCUGUGAUACUGAAUUGCUCUGCAGAGGGUUACCCUGUUCCUACCAUCCAGUGGGAGUACUCUAAAGGUGCGGGAGUGCCUCAGUUUCAGCCCAUCGCCCUCAACUCAGGCUUUCGUAUCGAGGUGCUGGUCAACGGAUCUCUGCUCAUAAAACACGUUUUGGAAGAAGACAGCGGCUUCUACCUGUGUCGAGUGAGCAACGACGUCGGGGCCGACGUCAGCAAGUCCAUGUACCUCAACGUCAAAAUCCCGGCCAUGAUCACGUCCUACCCCAACACCACGCUGGCCACGCAGGGCGAGGAGAAGAAGAUGAGCUGCACGGCCCACGGGGAGAAGCCCAUCAUGGUGCGCUGGGAGAAGGAGGAGCGGAUCAUCAACCCGGAGACCAGCCGCUAUGUGGUCACCGUCAAGGAGGUGGCCGACGAGGUUAUCUCCACCCUGCAAAUCAUGCCCACAGUGAGGGAGGACUCGGGCUUCUUUUCCUGCCACGCCAUUAACUCUUUCGGUGAAGACCGAGGAAUCAUCCAGCUGACAGUUCAAGAGCCCCCUGACCCCCCAGAGGUGGAAAUCAGAGAAGUGAAGGACAGGACCAUCGCCCUGCGCUGGACCAUGGGCUUUGAUGGCAAUAGCCCCAUCACAGGAUUUGAUAUCGAGAGCAAGAACAAAUCAGCUUCUUGGGAUACAGCGCAAAAGACCAAAGAUGUGUCACCCCAGCUCAACCAGGCCACCAUCAUAGACCUGCACCCAUCCUCCACUUACAACAUCCGCAUGUUUGCCAAGAACCUGAUUGGCAAGAGCGAGGCCAGCAACGAGCUCACAAUCACUACGGACGAAGCAGCUCCUGACGGACCUCCUCAGGAGGUGCAGCUGGAAGCCCUCUCCUCACAGAGCAUCCGAGUCACAUGGAGGCCCCCCAAGAAGCACCUGCAGAACGGGGCCAUCCGUGGCUACCAGGUGGGCUACAGGGAGUACAGCUCGGGGGGUAACUACCAGUUCAGUGUGAUCAGCAUGGAGACGACUGGGGACAACACGGAAAGCCUCGUGUUGGACAACCUGAAGAAGUUCACCCAGUACGGCGUGGUGGUGCAGGCCAGCAACAGUGCCGGGACAGGGCCCUCCUCUACAGAGGUAGCUGCAACCACACUGGAAGAUGUGCCCAGUCGACCUCCAGAGAAUGUUCAAGCCACCGCCACGUCUCCGGAGGUAAUCAGCCUUUCCUGGUUGACGCCUCCUAAAGAGGCCCUCAACGGGAACCUGCUGGGCUUCAGGGUCAUCUACUGGGCCAACCUACCAGAUGGAGAGCUCGGAGAGAUCAGGAAUGUGACAACGUCCAAACCGUCUCUGGAGCUGGACGGACUCGAGAAGUACACCAACUACAGCAUCCAAGUGUUGGCCUUCACCAGAGCCGGCGAUGGCGUCCGCAGCGAACAGAUCUACACACGCACCAAGGAGGACGUCCCCGGGCCUCCGGCCGGUGUGAAGGCGGCGGCUGCGUCUAACUCGGUGGUGUUUGUUUCCUGGCUCCCUCCUCUCAAAGUGAACGGCAUCAUCAGGAAGUACACGGUCUUCUGCUCCAACCCUCAUCCCACAGUGAGCAGUGAGUUUGAGGCCGCUCCAGAUGUCUUCUUCUACCGCAUCCCCAACCUCAGCAGAAACCGUCAGUACAGCAUCUGGGUGGUGGCCGUCACCGCAGCGGGGCGAGGAAACGCCAGUGAGAUUAUCACCGUCAAACCCAUGGCAGAAGCCCCGGCUCGUAUCCUGACCUUCAACAGGACUGUAACCACCCCGUGGAUGAAGGACAUUGUGCUGCCUUGCAAGGCGGUGGGUGACCCAGCCCCUACCAUCAAGUGGCUGAAGGAGAACAAUGGCACACCAGCGCCUGUUGUGGUUGACAGCAGACGUAGUGUCCACGGCAACGGAAGUCUUGUCAUCCGCACAGUGAAAGCAGAGGAUUCUGGGAACUACACGUGCGUAGCCAGUAACAACUUUGGGCCUGACAAGAUUGUCCUCAACCUGCAAGUUCAAGUUCCUCCGGACCAGCCUCGACUCACGGUGACCAAAACCACCACCACAUCCAUAACCCUGUCCUGGAUCCCUGGAGACAACGGAGGAAGCUCCAUCCGAGGAUACAUCCUGCAGUACUCUGAGGAUAACAGCGAGCAAUGGGGCAACUUCGCCAUCAGUCCCAGUGAGCGCUCCUAUCGUCUGGAGAACCUCAAGUGUGGCACGUGGUACAAGUUCACCCUCACUGCCCAAAAUGCAGUGGGGCCAGGACGCAUUAGUGAGAUCAUCGAGGCAAAAACCCACGGGAAAGAGCCUCAGUACGCCAAGGAACAAGAGCUCUUCACCAGUAUAAAUGCCACUCGCGUGAAGCUCAAUCUGAUUGGCUGGAACAACGGCGGCUGUCCGAUCACCUCUUUCACCCUGGAGUAUCGCCCCGUCGACUCGCCCACGUGGACCACGGCCCAAAGGACCUCCCUUACCAAGAGCUAUAUUCUGUACGACCUGCAGGAGGCCACCUGGUACGAGCUGCAAAUGAAAGUCUACAACAGUGCCGGCUAUGCUGAGAAGAGAGUCAAGUUCGCAACCCUCAGCUACGAUGGCAGUACGAUUGCACCGCUUGUGAAGGCACCCAACGUGAGCGAGGGCAGCAGCGGGGGCGGUGAAGGUCUCAAGAUGAUGGUAACCAUCUCCUGUGUGCUGGUUGGCAUCGUGCUCAUCUUCAUCGGACUGCUGGUGCUGAGGAGGAGGAGGAGGGAGCAGAGGCUCAAGAGGCUCCGAGAUGCGAAAAGUUUGGCUGAGAUGCUUAUGAGUAAAAACACACGUCCUGCUGAGCCGAUAAAUAAGCAGCAACAGACCCUGAGAAUGCACAUCGACAUCCCUCGAGCUCAGCUCCUCAUCGAGGAGAGAGACACCAUGGAGACUGUUGACGACAGAUCCACAGUGUUACUGACGGACAACGACUUUGGCGAGACGCAGAAGCAGAAGUCAUCCACGGUCACCCACACGGUCCACUACCAGUCCCUUUCCCAAGCUACAGGCCCGCUGGUAGAUGUGUCUGAUGCCAGACCAGGAACCAAUCCCACAGCCCGCCGCACAGCCAAAGCUGGCCCGGCUGCUCGCAACCGCUACGCCAGCCAGUGGACGCUGAACCGCCCACAUCCACCGGUGUCGGCCCACACACUCAGCACCGACUGGAGACUGCCCACGCCUAGAGUCGCAGGCUCUGUCGACAAGGAGAGCGACAGCUACAGCGUUAGCCCAUCUCAGGACACAGACCGUGCACGGAGCAGUAUGGUGUCAACAGAAAGCGCCUCUUCAACCUAUGAGGAGCUGGCCAGGGCCUAUGAGCACGCCAAGAUGGAGGAGCAGCUACGCCAUGCCAAGUUCACCAUCACCGAAUGCUUCAUCUCAGACACUUCCUCAGAGCAGAUGACUGCUGGCACCAACGACUACACCGACAGCCUGACCUCCAGCACACCAUCCGAAUCGGGCAUCUGCCGCUUCACUGCCUCCCCGCCCAAGCCUCAGGACGUCAGCCGAGUCAUGAACAUGGCCGUACCAAAGGCCCACAGACCGGGGGGCGAGUUGGUGCACCUGCCGCCAUACUUACGAAUGGACUUUCUACUGAACCGAGGCAUGUCCUGCUCAGGAUCGUCUAGGGGGACAGCUAGUGCGGAGGGAGUGGCCAUGGGCCAGGCGUGUCUGGAGCCCCAGAAGAGUCGCUCGCUGAAGCGGCCCUCUCGCAUGGCGCCCCCUACGCCCACGGAGGCCCCUCAGGCCAGCAGGGACCCAGUGCCCCAGUGGCAGCCUGGCUCGGCGGCCACGCUCCCCCACAGAGAGGGCUCAGAGCUGGCCCAGGCCGCCAAACUCAGCACCUCCCAAGAGUCCCUGCUGGACUCCAGAGGUCAUCUCAAACAGAGCAGCAACCCCUACGCAAAGUCCUACACGCUGGUAUAA
Lampris incognitus (smalleye Pacific opah) is the source of this 6147-nucleotide messenger RNA. It is a transcript of the gene dscama, whose product is annotated as Down syndrome cell adhesion molecule a. Gene Ontology annotation, molecular function: cell-cell adhesion mediator activity. NCBI's taxonomy places the organism in Eukaryota, Metazoa, Chordata, Actinopteri, Lampriformes, Lampridae. Gene Ontology annotation, cellular component: plasma membrane; axon. Gene Ontology annotation, biological process: axon guidance; dendrite self-avoidance; homophilic cell-cell adhesion. The record is from RefSeq and is a predicted model, not a curated record. The transcript is spliced from 33 exons. The coding region runs from base 1 to 6147 and encodes 2048 amino acids.